Messenger RNA from Oppia nitens, 2659 nucleotides. Its product is annotated as CSC1-like protein 1. Gene Ontology annotation, molecular function: calcium-activated cation channel activity. The coding region runs from base 110 to 2659 and encodes 849 amino acids. The transcript is spliced from 10 exons. NCBI's taxonomy places the organism in Eukaryota, Metazoa, Arthropoda, Arachnida, Sarcoptiformes, Oppiidae. The record is from RefSeq and is a predicted model, not a curated record. Gene Ontology annotation, cellular component: plasma membrane.
AAUAUUUGUUGUUUGAAUUUUUGUCUAUUUUACAAAAUUAAGAUAUUUUUUGUUUUAUUUUACUGACUGUUACUUAAAAACUAACUGUAAGACAUAACUGUCCUCAGCUAUGAGCAGUAAUAGACAAAAAAUUGAAUGUAAUAUACUGUUUGGUAACAAUCGGACACUACUUAAUAUUGAUGUCGGUUGGGAAGGAAUUCCCUUUAAUAUUGUGUUCAAUACGAUAAUAGCUGCGGGUUUACUGAUAGCAUACGCUGUGAUUCGUUGGAGAGUAAAAAAAGUUGGUAAUAAAAGCAAAGAACAGAUCGGAAAGUUGUUUUUGGUGGACAAUUGGCUGCCAUUCAUAUACGGCGACAAAAAGACAAACGACAGAAUAACAGCCAAAUUCAAAGAAAUCGAUAAAAGACAUCAUUUGGCUUAUUUGCCGCCAAUUCUUCACGAAUACGAAGACCAAAUGCCCGAAAAAAUUUCGGUCGAAGAAGUCAUUGCCGAAGAGGAUGCCAGUAUCGGCUUCUACAGACAUCCCAGUUCACUGUCAGUACACAGUUCACUAAAACGGGGACCAAAACAAGAUCAACAGAUUUCCAACAACGAUAUACCGACGGUUAGGUCGGAACUGAGCGAAAAACUGCCGGACGAUCCCUAUACACAAUUGACGACCGAAAUAUGCAGCGAUACAGACGAGGAUAGGGAGGUUCGGCAGUUAAAGUCGGUGCUAAUCCACGACUAUGUCUCCAAAGAAGUAGAAAAGUCGACAAAAGUUGAGCCAAAGACACCACCAAAACCUGAGAUCAAACUCUUGGAUUAUGUGAAACAAGUGAUCAAAAAAAAUCUAAUGAUAACCGACGAGAAGAUAAUGAAGAAUAAGGGAACCGAUGCCAUCAAAUAUCUACUGUUUCAACGAUAUCUCAUCUAUUUUCAGACUCUCAUGACUUGUGUUUGUUUGUUAAUUAYUUUACCGAUCAAUCUCUACGGUAACGCAGUGCUAAGUAAGCAUAAGUUUAUGCGGACAACUAUUUCCAAUUUGGGUAACGAAUCCAAUCUGGUUUGGAUCCAUUCGCUGAUGGCUUGUAUAAUGAUAGUGACGGGCUAUUAUAUGACACACCACUUUCACAAUGUUGUCAACACCCAUACGCGUGACGUCGACCAGAAGACACUGAUCAUCGAAAAUAUAACGAAAUCGGGAAGAAAGUCAUCGCAAUUGUUAAACUAUUUCAAGAAACGGUUCCCGAAAGUGAUGAUCAAACGGAUAACGUUUGUCUACGAUAUCCGCAAAUUGGAUAAAUUGGAUUACAGACUGUUGACAGCCAUCGAAGCUAAACAAUAUUGUCAUCGAUAUUGGCUGGAGUUUGGCUACCGAUGCGAAGUCAGGCCAUACUGUUUGGGCAAAUUUGGAGGCGUCUGUCUCUGUUGCGGCUGUUGUCCCAAAUUGGAUGGCACUCUGUAUUACGCCGAAGAAAAAGCCGAACUCAAGAAUCUGAUCAAAAAAGAAGUAAAAAGAUUAUUUUGGGAACCGGUUGGCCGCGUGUUUGUCGUGUUUGCCGACGAGUCAAUGGCUGCACAGGUUUACAACGAAUUUUACUACCGGUGCUCGUGUUGCACCCGUUUCCUGAAGUCCAUUGGCCGGAUUUUUGUGAGUAACCAAACUACCGAUCCACUCGAGACAUACAAUUGGGAAGUGAAUUAUGCACCGAAUCCCGAAAAUCUUGAAUGGACAGACCUAUCACUGGACAAAGGAUACAGUUGUCUAAUGAGUGUCAUAUUUCAUACGAUACUGACGUUAAUAUUUUUGUUUCUGUCGACGCCGUCCAUUGCCGUCAAUAUAUUAAUGUCUCCGUUUGGCAGUGAAGACAUGCCAGUACUGGUCGGUUUAAGACAGUUUGGUCAGCCAUACCUGUUGAUGGCAAUGACUAGUAUACUGCCGUCACUAAUCAGUUUAGUCCAGAAUCAGAUCCCAUAUAAGACAAAAUCUUCAUUAUCUCACGCACUUAUGUUUAAGUCAUAUUUUUUUCUCAUAUUAAUGGUACUCAUACUUCCAGCGCUCGGUCUUUACACUUCCGCCGUAAUGUUGGACAUGUUAUUCAGCGGUGAAAAUACUUCGUCCAAACAGCAGAUCCGAUGGAAUUGUUUGUUUCCUUCGGGUAACAGUGCCUUCUUCAUGAACUAUGUCCUAUCGUCGGCCUUAGUCAGCAAUUCUUUACAAAUAUUAUUAGUUCCCGAAGCCGCCCAAUACGCCCUGUAUCUACUGGUGCUGUCGCGCUCAGUGGCCGAGUAUGAGAGUGCCCGACUAAAAAUACAUUUUGAUUUUAGUUUUGGCUCACGAUAUCCUAUAUUGUUGUUGAUCUUUACGGUUGUCACCACUUAUUCCAUAUCCAGUCCGCUGAUAGCACCCGUAGGUUUGUUUUAUUUGCUAACCAAACAUCUGGUCGAUCGUUACAAUCUAUACUAUGUUUACAGUCCGUCGCCCAUAACCGACAAAAUGCAUCGGACGGCCCUAUAUUUUGUACAAAUAGCCUUUUUCUUUAUGUCCUUUCAAGUGGUAACAACAUUAUCGCAAUACAAUCAGACAUUUCUGUGGUUCGGGCCAGCGAUACCCGUCGGUAUCGUAUAUAUCAUACAAUUGCCAAUAAUUGUUUACAAGUUUUUUACACAUAUUUGA